Molecule: messenger RNA, 7664 nt
Organism: Schistosoma haematobium
Lineage: Eukaryota; Metazoa; Platyhelminthes; Trematoda; Strigeidida; Schistosomatidae
Product: Protein fam98b, variant 2
Exons: 8
Coding region: 4734-5165 (143 amino acids)
Cellular component (GO): tRNA-splicing ligase complex
Source: RefSeq, a predicted model, not a curated record
CGGGUUUUCACACCAAGUCAUAAAUACUUGGAACCUGUUACCCAAAGCAGUGGUGUCCGCACCUUCAAUUGACUCAUUCAAGAGAAGACUGAACACUCACAGAAGCAUAAUAGAAAAGAAAUAACAUGGGCCGCAGGCCUGAUUACACAAAUCUGAAUAUGAAACUUGUCAUAUUUUUAAGGACUCAGAACUAUAUCACGUUAUAAUUUGCGAGCAUUGUUUCUCUUUUAUCGUUAAAUAUACCUAGGUCGUAAACUGGAUGCAUCGGUGAUCCACUACUACUAGAUACGAAAAGCCACUAAGAGGAGCUUAUACUCUGUCCAGAACCACUUGACUCAUUUUCGGCCCGGCAGUUUCGAAUGAUGACCAAGAAGUCGAGGAAUGACCUCCUAAACUUUCUUAAGGCUGUUGGCAAAAGCUACGAAUCAAGAACUUUUCUUGAGAAGGACAAUGAAUUCUCAUCAGUAGUUAGUGAUUUGGUGUCUGAACUGGGCAAAUCUCACAACAUCUCUUCGAAUGUUUAUCCACUUACAGGUUACAGGUUCAUUUUUGUUAUGCAAUAAAUUUCAGACGAGUAUGAAUAUGCCAACUUCACAAACAGCUUGGAAAAGUUCCUGAUAUCUUAUGGUUGCCCAUAUUCAGUGCUAACAGAAGGACCUAUUUCUGACCGCUUUUCUUCUGUUAAUAAUCGUAGUUUGCUUUUACAAUAUCUAUGUUCAGAGAUAAUGGCUGUUAGACAAUUAUCUACAAUGAAGUCUGUUGGUAAACAAAGUGACGAACAUCAUUUCAUGGAUGUGGACAGUUCGGAGGAUAAAGUAGAAAUUCUAUCCUGUUUGCAGAAAGCGUUUAAAGCUCUUGGCUUAAAAGUGCUUCCUGAUGACUCAGCACCUACUGUUAUAUAUUCUUGUCUUCAAAAAGGUUAUUCUGUUGCGUUCUAUCGCCUCUUAACUAUCACGUGAUAAAAUCACUAACCAGUAUCAUGUCAAACAGCACUGGUAGGCUGGAGUUAAUUCCGAUUCCUUGUUGGCCUUCUGUAUAGCAGCUUCUCACCUAACCCAGCUCGCUCAGUCCGGAACACAAAUAUCAACCUCCACUAUAUGGAUCUUAUAUGUCAGACGUACUUGGUUUAUACGCAAGCGGACCAGACCCCAUCACACCAUAAAAUAAAAAAUAACAAUUAUGCAAAAUCAUGCUGAAAUUGGCUGUGUGUGGGAGACAGUAACUGAUAAAUUGAGAAUAACUGGAGAAUAGUAAAUCGUAUAACAUUAGCCAAUAAGUCAAAUGAAAGCUUAUGAUGAAAGGAAUGUAGAUAUAUACAUAAUCUAGUUACUUAAUAAUUAUCCGGUAAGAAUAUACGUAACAAUAGUCUAUAAACAACCCUCAGCAGUUACCAUUCAUUUAUUUUUUGUUCGGUUAUAACAUAUUGGAGUCUAGGGGUUCCAUAGAUCAACUCGUUUUAGAGUGAAAUUGAAGGCUUAUUCGCUAAAGCACUCUGCUUUGAACUAUUAAGUCUCAGGUUCGAAUUGCAAUAGCCAUUUGGACAACCGAAUGAUAUCGAAAGUUAUAGCUUGCAGUCGAAUACAUAAAUAUGUCAGUCAGUCAUAAGCAACACCAAACUUUGAAUCUGCUACACCUCACCAACAUAAGGAGAUACAAUUAACAUGAUGAAUACUGAAGUAGUAGAAUAUGUACGGGAUAAGUCACAUUGAUUUUUUUAUGAUUAACGUUUAUUAACAACGUUGUUUUCGACGGAAUGCGGUUACUAACCCCGUGUCGGUCCCGGUUUUGGACCGAAAGUAUCCCUAAAAGGGCUUCAGGAGGAGUUACAUUAUUUGAGCAUAUACAUAAUUCUUCUUAUAAAGCAGGAAUCUAACUUCUUGAUUGGCACAAAUGAUAUCCAUGUAUUCUGUUUUUCUUUCGAAUAACUCUGUCAGGGUACGAAAAUAACAUCACAGGUUGUUUAUUGAUAUCCUGUCACUUACUGUGGUAGAUAGAUGAGAACUACGUAGUUGGGGGUGGGUCCUCAUGACUAUCGUAACAAACAGUUGAAAAUGUUUGCUAAGGUGGUUUAAAAUCAGUCAUACUAACAAAAAUGCAUUUAGUCUUUUCCCUAAACUACUUAUACUUCUCAUUUCACAAAUCCAUUUUUUCUCGAAUCAUAUUAUAUAUGCUCAGUAUUUUCUACCAAAACUGAUACUGUUACUCCUACUACUACUCUAGCAUUUGUUUUAAUAAUUUCACCUCACUAUACUGAUAAGAUGUGGUCAGUUGAUCCGAGUGAGUUUAGUGAUAGGUACUACACUGUUUGAGGAGGAAGUCGAAAAAGGAAGUUUAGAGGUGAAAGUCGAUGUAGGAGGAGUAAUAGGAAGUGAAGACGGAGGUUGAUUAGGAAUACGGUGGUCUUGAGUGCUGUUAGAUGUAUGAGGGUGGUUAUCACUUCCCGGUUGCCCACACCGUGGAAGGGUUGUUCUGGAGGUACCUGAAAAGGAAAUUGGAUUAGAGAUGGUCUUAGUAACCUGGGAGCGUGACCGCAGUGCCCAAGGGACAACUGCUUGAGGUCGGUAACACACGGCCUUUUUAUGGGUAAUUUUUGUGUUAGCUCCGUACUUUUUGGGACCUUACCACCGGAGACGGAUAUCCGUGGGAUAAGGCGAGGUGUGCAUUUUUAGGGUCGACCUUUUCUAACCCCACCCCUCCUUGUGGGAAGGCAGCAUCGCUGUCAUGCUGGUUGUCUGAAGGAAACACCUUACUGCUUUCACACCUCUGUACAGUGAGCAGUACAACUUCCCCUUCGGACCUUGGGUUUGUUGCUUUUAGUCUUACCGCUCUUCAAUCGACCUGUCUGACAUGAUAGGACCUUGAGGAACAGUUGUUCCAGCCAGUAUAGCUCGGUUUCUUCGUCACGAUAGGCAAACCCGACCACCACGUCAAAGUAGCAACAACGGUCGGGGUCCGCGUGACUGUCGUAACCAAUGGUUGAAGACCCUUGGUGACAUGGCUCAGAAUCGAUCACAAUGGCGUAGGUGUAUACGCUCUCUAUCUUCCCUUAAACUAAGAGAUUAAAAUUGCUUCAUAUCUUUCUUUCUACGAACUAAUUCUUUCUUCCUGUACUAUAUCCUUAUUCCAAUCUUUCUUUUAUAUAUUACCACCUCUGAAUUAACUACUUUUGUGAAUCCGGUGUCCAUCUUGUUGUGUUAAUGAGGUAUGGCAACUUGGACCGAUGCAUAAAUGUGCCUGGUCCUACGUUGUAGCUGACUGACUAACUACACUGUUUAUGAAUGACUGAGUAUGGUUGAUAUAUUUGUGGCGUAAAUCCGUUAAGAUUAAUCAAUAAGACUGUGUGUUAAGAUAUAGUUAUGGAGAGCUUAGGAGCCUCAUACUAAAACAAUAUAGAUGCUCACUGCCUCCAUCGCUGUUUUCCACUGGUUAUCCAACUGAAGUCAGUUCAUGAUGUAAAAUAUCAUACGGUUGGAGGUUCUUCCAAAACAUACAUUUGUUUGCAUUACUAUUCUUCUAUUAGAUAUCCGAUAGUCUUUCAAGAUGCCCACCCAAUCAUAUGGGGAAAUCAAUUAUCCCACUGACUGGUAUCAGUGAUCGCCAAUGGUCACAGAUAAUGCGUAUCGCCGCAUUGCUACAACAACAAUAUUCCAGUCGCCAAGCUACUCUUUUAAAACGUUUAGAUGUUACUGUACAAAGUUUUAAAUGGUCAGAUAAAGCGAAAUGUAGUUUGGAUAAAAUCACUACUGUAUAUAAUCCAAUCCGUGAGAGAAUGGGUCUAAUUCCAUAUCCUGGCAUUCCUAAUGUCUUAGCUGUACGUGACAACAUGAUAUUGCAAAUUGAAAAGACAAGUGGUACAAGUGCACGUCGUUAUACAUCAUGUGAAUUGAACAAAAUUUUAAUUGGUAAAGUAAGUGUAGUUUUUGGCAAUUAAUGACAACAAAAUGUAAUUUAUUUUCUAUUGUCAUUGCUCACUGGUUUGUAUUGUUUCUGGGUUUAAUCAUCAUAUCCAAUACCUCGCAAAGUACUAUAGAUCUUUUUCAUUUACACUUGUUUAACAGGUACGCGACAUUCAUAAAGUUCUGAAAGACAACCAAUGAGUGCUGACCUGUACAUUGGGAGGUUCUCAAGCUAUUAAGGGUUCAUGCGAGAUCGAAUUUGUGUGAAACUAAUGGAUUCGUGAUGCAUCACGACAGCCCGCCUGGACAUUCAAAGAUGCUUAUCCUGAGGGUUUCUGGUCCCAUAAUUCGAGCAGUACGCCUUGUGACCUCUAUUAACCAGACUUAGCUCCUUGCAACUGGUUUCUCUCCAUUUGUUAGAUGGUUAAAUGCCGACAUAGGCGAAGCAAGGUGCGAACGUAGUACCUCUAACGGUUGAAAUUCGAGCGUUCUACGCUCACUUUAAGAUGAUUGUAUCUCUUUCAAUAAUGAAAUCUGUCGACCAUGGUAAUAUUUGUCUCUUCUGGUUUCAUGUGAAUUACUGUGUUAAAAAUAACACUCAGCUUGUCAUCCUUGGAAAAAAACUUCGAAUACACUAUUGGAAUUACUUUUGAAAAUCAGUGUUUCUAUAGCUGACACAUACAACCGCUAAUUCUGAUACUUCACUUUACCACAGUUGCUAACGCCUUUUUAUUUCAACUGAGAAUAGUACUGAUCUGUUAUAUAUUUUUUUUGUCUAUUUUAUGGGUCCCUGAUCGAGGUGGUAGAGCAUGGGAGUUGGAACCGCCUCCACCUGAAAUGCCUGCUUUUAAACAACGUCAUCCAGAUGGAGGUGGUGUAACACAGAGAGGUGGUCGCGGCGGUGGUGGCGACGGUCGUUAUGGCAAUCGUGGGGGUGUUCAGGGUGGUACUAGUGGUUAUAGUUGUGAUGAAUCUCGGAAUGGUGGAAGAUGUACUGUCGGCAGCAACAUCAGUAGCAGAGGAGUUGGUGGUGGUAGUUAUGCUCAAAUGUAUGGUCAGGCAACGCCAUACACGAGCAAUGGAAGAGGUGUACCAUUGUGUGAUGGUUAUGUGACUGAUCCGUAUCAAAUGGCUUCAAUCAGCCAACAAAUGGGUGGUAUGAUGUUAUUUGAACCUGGCUUAUCUGCUGCUUCACAGCAAAAUUUUGUCUUUCAAGUAAGGGAUUGUACCAUUGUUACUAUUAUCAUAUUUAUCCCUUAUCCACAAUAAUAAUUUUAUGGUUUCAGACCAAAUUAAACGGUGACUUAAGUGUUUGGAAGAAACGGUUGGUUUGUAACCAACAGGUGUAACAUUCAAAUCCCCAACUUCUAUCUACUUUAGUUUGGACAAUUGGGUGGUAUCAUUAGUCUUUAUAAACGCAGGUGCUGUUUGACUGAAAAGCCGCAUUUUUUGCGUUGCUAUCGUUCGAUUAAAUAUAUCAUAUUUUUGUGCGUAUAAAUGUUGUAUAUUUUGGUGGAGUUCUCUGAGCUCAGAGAACAAAACUCCACCAGAAUCAUCCACCUGAGCUACAAAUCUCCACCAUUUCAAUGUUGUAUAUUCUCUAUUCGAAGCGCAUGAAUUUGGUGUGAGUGUGACAAGUCACAAAAUUUAGCUAGCAGACCAUGUGACAUUUGACUAGGUUGUUGUAUAUCACUACCAUACAGAGCAUUACGUGAAUCCGUCAGUGGUUUCUAGUGUAAUUUUCAUAGAAGGACUUUAAAGUUGAUUCUGUGUUCUGUUUGUUGAUAAGGUGUUUAUCAAAAGUUAAAUCAAAUGACCCUCGACUAACCAUUACUUAUUAACAGUUGGAUAAAAUUCAAAGCCAAUCCAUGAUUUCGUUUUGCUUGGUAUUCAUCGCCAAUGUGCAUCUGGAUUUUCAAAGGAACCAAUGCUCUACACGAGAUUAGAUUCCACAUCAAUGCAGAUAAGGGAAAUCCACAAAAUAAACAUCAACAAAGUGUAUGUAAUAGGCAUUAGUUGUGGUAUUGAUCACAGUGGAAUAAACCAAAUGUUGAUUCGUGAAGAACCAGUUUGAAGUGCCAUAAUUAUGGAGUAUCAAUAAAAUCCAGGGUGUACAGAAACGAAAACAUCAACCCUACUAAGACCACUUUUGAGCUAUAGAGUGCAACUAUUGUGCUUACCUGAAACAGGAUAGCCAGACCUUCUAACACGCUUCAAACCAAACGUUUAUGGCUUCGAAAAUUAAUGCCGUGUUUUUAUUUGGCCACUACGCGUCUUUUUCCAACUUGCCCUUGUGUUAAUCAUCACCUUGAGUUGAACUACAGUUAGCCGCCAGAAGGUCAGCGGCGUCGCCAUCGUUGUUGGUCGGGCCGUUGAGACCUAGCAGUUGGGAAACUCCAGUUUUGGCUUGACGAAGAGAGGCUGCAUAGCGGAAUAGGCUUCUAGGGUUGGAGGCAAAUUUGUCCAUAAGCUUUGUCUGGUACUGAAGCCUGUCUUCUCUUAUAGCCUUCGUGCAUAUGUUCCUUAUAUGUUUAUAUUGCCUAUACGCUCCGUCGUUAUCAGUUCGUUUGUAUUCUGCCCAACAGUGCCUUUUGCGGCUUAGCAGGCGAAGGGUACGGUUCUUGAUUACUGUAGGUGGCUUGAAGCUUUUGGGAACCGUUUGAGGAACUGAAUGGUUUGUAGCACAUAGGAGCGUGUGCAGUAGGAAGUCCCAAUGACCGUCCACGUCGAGUUGAGGGUGAACAUCCCAGCAGCAGCAGUAUUGAAUUUGACACUAUUUUUACAAAGCCUUAAAAAUACAUAACUACCUUUCUAAACAUGUAACUAGUUUUCUGAGCGUAGCAAACGACAACUACAACUAUUGACACCGUUUCGCAGCUACAAAAAGGGCAAACUAAGGUUCAUAAUCCAAUGUCUAUUUUAUUCAUUGUGAGUGAGUCUUUCAUUUGGUGCAUUUAGCGUUGAUGACGGUAAGCUAUUGUGCUUAAGCGUCAUUCCGCUGGAUUUUGUCGUUUGACUAUUUUCUGUUGUACAUAAUAUAUGAAGACUCAUAAUGUAAAGCUAUUUCUGUCACGGGUUUGAUGUAAGUAACAACUGUAUAUUAUAUAGAUGCACAAAAGGUUUUUUCUAAUAAAGCGAAAACACUGAAUAAUAUGUUUGGGAUAUUUUUACAACACAGCUAACUUUGUAAGUUUUUUUUCAUUUGGGGCUGAAUUCAAAGCUAAGGGGACUUUAGUAACGACAAUAUUAAACAACAUCAACUUUUGCAACUACUUACUGUAAAAAUCAGUGUUCUGGACUUGUCCAUCUGCUUGAUUUUAAAAAAUAGUUAUGUCGGUAAUCAGUGUUGGUGAGUAAUAGGAUAAAAAAACGACCGACCACAUCAAGGGUUUUGCUUCAAUUCGUUUCUCUUCAAAUUGAAGUUUGUGCUUCUCUUUUCCCACAUGUCCUUUUUUUCCUUCAGUGGUAUCUCACUGUGUGGUUUUGCAGUAUGCCAUUUUGAACAAAUGAGAAAAACUACAUGAGGACCUAUAAUAUUAGAGCUUAAUUGGCAGCAGUUCCAUGAACCUGUAAUUGCGUUAUACCAGUUGCUACAAACGUGUGGUACUAGUUGUUGUAGUUGAAUGUUUUCGAUUAAUGCCUACAAAGGGUCAGGUCGCUGGUGAUUUUAAUUAUGGAAGAGGUCAACCAGGUGGGCGUGGCAGUCGCGGAAGACCUUAUUAAUAAUGAUACUAUUAUUACUUUGUCUUUUGCUGAUGGAUAUCACCA